GGAUACUCUAGAUUAACAUGUGCAACAGAAACAAAGACCAACGUAUGGUUUCGAAAGGCAGGACCUUUAUGAAACUGGGAGUUUGGGAUACAGUGUUUUGCACGAUUUUCAACGUAUGGUAUCAAUAGACCUUUGCAAAUACAAUAAGGACGUUGUUGUAGCUCUUUAUAGGAGGAUCAUGAUUCUUUCGUCGGAAUUUUAUUUUGUGAGAUUGGCAGUACUUCUUUGUAUGAUGAGAAAUGUACAUUCAACGAUCGACAGAAAUGGAAAAAGUAUAAGUGAAAAAUUCGCUAAAAAGAAUGCUACCUGCGAUGAAAUCCCCGGUCCAGAGGAUCUUCUCGUUUCCUGUCAAAACAUGGAUUUUUCAAAUGGGUUUCCAAAACUUCCAGAGGAUGUUACUGAUUUAGUGAUUGAUACGUGUAAAAUGCCAAUAAUUCAGAACUACUCCUAUGGGCUACUUCCACGCUUGUGGAAACUGGAAAUAUCGUAUUCUAAUGUUUCUUUAGUAGCCCCAGACGCAUUCAGUAUGAUGCCAAACCUCACAGAUAUCAACCUAUCAAACAAUACAUUGAAGGAGAUCCCAGCUAAUAUCUUCUGGUUAAAUAGGAUAACAAACGUGGAUUUAAGUGGCAAUCAAAUCAGAAACAUAACAUUUCCAAGUAAUAUUUCCGCAAGAGAAGACAUCGAUAUCUCAAUACGACUGUCUUAUAACAUGAUCGGGAAGACUACCAUUCAAAAUGGAACUUUCAAUGCCCUGGCGAAUUUUACUUCGGUGUCUUUAUUCUUAGACGGGAACGAUAUAUCCACACUUCAUCCAAGUACAUUUUUGGGUAUAAACAGGUUUAAUAUUCUUGAUUUGAGCAAUAACAACUUCGGGAAGAAAAUAUCACUUAUGGAUAUCGGACUCUGUAUACGAGACAAACCAACAAAGGUUCUGAAAAUGACUAAUUGCAAAUUGAAUCGUACAUUGACAGAGAAAAUGUUUAAAACAAUGUCUAACUCAUCAAUUGAAUCACUUGACCUAAGUGGAAAUAGUUGGACAAUAUGGCCAAAGAAUACACUAAAACAUUUAAAAAACCUUCGAAACCUUACAGUAAAUAACUGUCGUUACUUCGCGUUCUUUGAGGCAGCCAAGGAACUCGAAGAAGUACUCAAUGUUUCACUGAGUUCAAAUGGAUUGCUUAAAACACACAUUAUUUCUAUAAUUAUAGCUUCUUCAAAAAAGAUCCAAUAUCUUAACAUAAGUAGUAAUCAUUUUCAAGAUCACUUCAAAGAUAUCAAACGAUUGAACAGCACAUCACUUAAAACUUUUGAUAUGUCAAACAACAAUCAAAUCGUUACAGAAACAUCACAGCUCGAUUAUUACAAAGCAAUGAGAAAUCUGAGUAUACUUAGGUUGAGUAAUACCAACAGUGACUUGAUACAUAACAUGGAUAUCGGCACACUACGACUCACCAACAUGUCAAAACUAGAGUUCCUUGACCUUAGUCUCAAUAAAAUCUAUAUCAACCGUACAACAUUAAAUGCCAGUUUUAUGGGUCUGACAAGCCUGAAGACAAUCGUGCUGUCGUACAACAAUCUGGCAAACACACCUUUUGACGCUUUGGAAGCGUUCUUCCAUCAGCUUCCGACCCUCAAAAGUAUAGAUUUGUCGUUUAACAACAUACAGCAUCUUCCAUAUGAUGUCUUCAGCGGAAUGCCAAAUUUAACAGAACUCAUACUCCAAGGUAAUCGUAUGACAUCGUUCUCAAACAAGUACAUCAUGAACAACCCAAAACUUCAAAGGCUACUGCUUCAAAGGAACGCAUUAACCUGGAUAGACGCUACCAUGUUUGCAAAACUAACUUCAUCUUUUACGUUGAACAUAGAAAACAAUGCAUUCUAUUGCAGCUGUAAUCUUCGUGAUUUUCGACAAUGGCUCAAUUCCAGAAACAAAAAUGUGGUAAUAGUAAAAGGGGAAAAUCAGCAUUGCAAGACCCCUAGUAGAUUUAACGAAACUAGCAUCAAGAGAUUUGAAUUACCAUGGCUCGAAUGUGACAAUCACUUAGCCAUAAUGGUAUCAGCAUGGAUCGCUGCUCCACUCUUACUAGCGAGUAUGGUAGCUGUCAUCAUUUCUUACUAUCGUUGGGACAUCAAAUACUGGUGGAUUCUUCGAAGGUCAAGGCGUACUAGAAGGGGGUAUACCGAGUUGACAGAAUCGAGAGUCAGUAACGGAUUCGUAUAUGAUGGCUUCGUUUCGUACAAUAGUGAGAGUCAAGGUUGGGUGAUAGAUCAACUGUUACCAAAUAUGGAGCGAUCUCCUGACGACGUCAACGUAAAAUUGUGUUUUGAUGGGCGUGACUUCAUACCAGGGAAGUUUAUUGCUGACAAUAUUGUUGAUUCUAUCAAAGAGAGCAGAAAAAUGAUGUUUAUCAUAAGUAAAAGGUUCAUUGAAAGCCAAUGGUGUGCAUUCGAACUAGAAAUGGCGCAUCUAAGACAAUUCGAAGAAAAGAAAAAUCUAAUCGUUCUCAUAUUUCUCGAAAAAAUACCAAAGAAGAAGCUCCCAAAAAAGAUCAGCUUACUUAUGCGUCAUGUAACCUACGUUGAAUGGGACGAGGACAAUUUGCGUUCCCAGAGUCUGAUGUGGAAAAAGUUAAAGUUGAGCUUGUUAGACAUUCCGUGUGAUCUGACUUAUGGGAAUAUCGCUUAAAAUAUAUAUUUGCAUCUCUUAUAAUUGAAAAUAAAAGGAAGUAUGUACACAUAGGCAACGAUUGGUGGAAACGCAAAUAGUAAAUCAAGUCAACAGUGAGAUGAAUGGAGCAAUUAGCGGCUUAUCUAAGCAGGAAAUACUAUACUGCCAAAGUGGUAGCAAUCAUGUGAUCGACUUAUUUCAGGUGAAGGGGCAUGAAAAAAUACUUAUUUUGCAAUCAUGAACACUGAUUACUAUUUAUUCCAACUUUUAAAUGAAAUAUGAUAGAAUACUAAAUGCGAUUUGAGCAUAAUUGUCUACAUAGCAUAUACAGUUAGUAUUUGUUUUAAGAUAUAAAACUGAAAGUUCUCGUCCGCAUGAAAACGAAAUAUGACCUUUCGUAUAAGCUACAUGUUCUCAAAAUGAUUAUAUGACAAGAUGUUUGCAACUUCUGGUAACAUUCUCUUUAAAUGAUAUACUGUUUAACAUGUAUUGUUAUAGUGCCUUAUAGACCGUUUGUCGGCCUGGGGUGUUUUUUAAUUAUACAUGUUUUAUAAUUUGGACACU
Messenger RNA from Owenia fusiformis, 3235 nucleotides. The record is from the annotation of a GenBank genome assembly. NCBI's taxonomy places the organism in Eukaryota, Metazoa, Annelida, Polychaeta, Sabellida, Oweniidae.